ACAUAAAAUAAUACUUUAGAUUCUUCUUUCUUACACUUUACUUCUGUCAUGCUUUUGAUUCUCUCUGGAAACAAACACAUCUUAUCAUUCUCCAUUAUUUUCCAGAUCCAGAUUGCAACACCAACGAUUGUAAAAGAUGGAGUCAUCGUCGACGAGUCAACCUGAGUUUGACUACUUGUUUAAGUUGUUACUGAUAGGGGAUUCGGGUGUGGGGAAGAGUACUCUGCUCUUGAGCUUCACUUCCGAUAACUUUGAGGAACUCAAUCCCACCAUUGGUGUGGAUUUUAAGGUGAAGCACGUUACUGUUGGAGAGAAAAAGCUGAAGCUUGCCAUUUGGGACACUGCUGGACAAGAAAGAUUUAGAACACUAACUAGUUCAUACUACAGAGGAGCUCAAGGGAUAAUCAUGGUGUAUGAUGUGACACGUAGAGACACAUUUACGAAUCUAUCUGACAUAUGGGCUAAAGAAAUCGAUCUGUACUCAACAAAUCAGGACUGCAUCAAGAUGCUUGUUGGAAAUAAAGUCGAUAAGGAAAGUGAGAGAGUGGUAAGCAAAAAAGAGGGCAUUGACUUUGCUCAGAAAUACGGAUGCCUUUUCCUCGAGUGCAGUGCGAAGACACGAGUCAAUGUGGAACAAUGCUUUGAGGAGCUUGUCUUAAAGAUAUUGGAUACACCAAGUCUCGUGGCCGAGGGAUCAUCUGGAGUGAAAAAGAACAUCUUCAAACAAAAUCCUUCGGAAACUGGCACUGCAACCAGUGGCUGUUGCUCAUGGUGAUUUAUCGUUGAACAGUUGGGUUCUCUAUGGGUUGGCGUUUAAUUUUCUUUAACAGCUUUACACCUGUUUACUUCAGCUUGUUCAUGUUCUGCAUUCGACAAUGUCAUGUACAUUAAACCUGAAUUUCCAGUAUUAAAUAAGAUCAUGUUGUUGCUGAAAAACCUAAAGCAUCCUUUUAUGUCCA
Messenger RNA from Hibiscus syriacus, 959 nucleotides. RefSeq names its product ras-related protein RABC1-like. Lineage: Eukaryota; Viridiplantae; Streptophyta; Magnoliopsida; Malvales; Malvaceae. The coding region runs from base 137 to 775 and encodes 212 amino acids. The record is from RefSeq and is a predicted model, not a curated record. The transcript has 6 exons. Gene Ontology annotation, molecular function: GTPase activity; GTP binding.